GGACAAACAGUGCACUAAAUAGGGCGUGAAGUGCGCAAGUGUAAGGCGCAUAGAGGGAUUUGGGCACCUGGCGUUAAUUGAGGAACCUGCAGCAUUUAAUUGCAGUAACCUUGUGCUAUUCUUUGGGAUAAUGGUGUAAUAUUAGAAUUUCAGUGUGUUUGUGUUAUUCUUUGGGAUAAUAUUGUAACGUUAGAACUUCAGUGUGUUUGUGUUAUUAGUUUAGAGCUUGCGAAUAGUGACAGAAUCGAAUAACAAGGAGUUAGUAAACGCGAUGUAAGCUCGCUGGUGCGCAUGCGCGACGAGCCUGGCUAUUAACGCUUCUCUUAAGAAAUUUCCUCUUAAAGCACCAUGAGUUCUAGAAUUCAUUCUCAGUCCCCUUUAGAAAACAAACGCUUAAAUCUCAUACCUAUUGGACGACAGCUCCAGAGAACUCCUCCGAAUAAGAGCCAGACUACGCGUCUGUCAGAAGAACCAGCAAACGAGGAGAAAGAAGACUCACAGGAUGUAGUGCAGGAUAACACAACGUACCCCUCUGUGGAAGAGGAGAGUAAGUCAUCUCGCAGGUCCAGCAUCACGCCAGCCACCGCGAAGAUGGGGAACGCCGAACCUGAUGCUUUUAUUCAGGGCAUGCAGGGCUACCAGUGGACUGAUGCAGACCUGGAGUUUGUCUAUCAGGCCAAGCAGCAGAAACAAGCUCGACAGCUGAAGCAAGAGUUGAGUGAAAUUGAGAAAACUCUGCAGACCGAGACUCAGAGGUUGGAGCUGGCCACCACCUCUCGAGACCGACUGCAGUCUGAACUGUCUAAGACUCUAUCCUGCGACACGCUGCUGCAGCUGUGCAAAAGUGUCCUGUCCUGUUCUCGGACUUCUGAUCAGCUGGAUGGUUUGGGAAACAAAGACAAACAAAGGAGUCGUUUUCAGAGGUCCUGCCCACAAAGGUAA
Tachysurus fulvidraco (yellow catfish) is the source of this 942-nucleotide messenger RNA. RefSeq lists its product as uncharacterized. The transcript has 5 exons. Bases 349 to 942 code for a protein of 197 amino acids. NCBI's taxonomy places the organism in Eukaryota, Metazoa, Chordata, Actinopteri, Siluriformes, Bagridae. The record is from RefSeq and is a predicted model, not a curated record.